AUGGCUUAAAAUGCAGAUGGUAGAAGAUAAUAGUGGCUUUAAAAAGUACAAUCAGAGGAUAAUUUCUAAAAACAAAAAUGGCUUCGUGAUAGAGCUAAGUCAUCUGAGAAUAGUAUUACAAUGGUAUACAAUACCAAAAAUUAGCAAGAUAGGGUUAAAAUUGAAAUGGGCUGUCAAAAUAAAAAAAGUUUUGAGCCACUAAAUACUGAAACAUUAUAUGAUAGUAAAUUCAAGAAACUGGCAUUAAGCAAUGAUAGCAACAAAAGACCUUUUGUAACAAUGAGUAGUAGCAAGGAUAAAGCAUGGAAUAUUGUUCCAUUAAAAGAUGGGAUAACUGAUUAUGAUCCUUACAAUGAAAAAUUCAAGGCAGAUGAAGAUUGCUUUAGAAAAAGAAAUUCACUUAAAGAGGUAGGAAAUGUCGAAUUUGAUUCUAAUGCAAGGCCAGACUUGAUAUGGUCUAAUCGCCUCUAGACAUCAAAUUCUCUCAGGACUUAUCAUUAAAUCAAAGGGUAAAUUAUCACCAUUGAGGGCAACUAUGAAAGUGAGAUAUAAACACCAAGAAAUAAUUUUGAAACUGUCAAGUCACUUAAGAGCAGUAAAACUACUUAAAAUACGAGAUUUUUAAAAAGAAUACAGCUGUAAUAGGGGUCUGAAAAUAGCUCAAACGCUAAUAGAAGCAGAAUAGAAUAUUCUGAUCAAUCAUAGUCUUUAAAUAUAAUUGGUCCAGUGCCAACAAAAUUUAAAAUUUCAAGCGGUGAUGUUUCAAAAGUAGAAGAAAUUAUGAAUCUCAAGAAGGAGUUUACUCAAAAAGCUUCUUUAUUUUAUGUCCCUGAUUAGUAAAUACAGUCAACUUAAAAUAUAAAAUAUAAGGGAUCAGCUGAAAUUUCUGACUCCUAUAUCAUGAGUAAACUUCAGCACCCACAGUAGAAAUCUUAUUAUAAAAGUGCUGAGACAAAUCUCAAAAAAUCAUAGAUUAAAAUCUUAAAUUAAACCUAAGAUAGAAAUCAAGGAGAACAGUAGCUUGUCUAUAAGGAACUUUCAGUAAGACAGGGCUAGAAUACCAACUCAGGGUUUUAAAGAAAUAAUAGCUAGAUGUCUGAAAUUAUCACCACAAUAGACAUUGGUUAAUUACUCCUAAAUGAAAAGCUUAGAGAUGGUUCUAAGGAUAAUAGUCCUUUGAUUUCUUCAAAAAGAUAACUUUCUAUUAACUCUGGAGAAGAUCAGGAUAUCUCACAACAGAUGUAGCUACUCUCCCCAAAUUCAGGAAUUACUCUACCUACUAGCUUAGACUUCUAUACUUCUGAAACUUCUCCUUCAGUCUAAGGUUUUAUGAGUUAAUAAGGCAAAAUAAAGAAUGGAACUAUCAGCAUUUAGGAAGAGUCAGAAGAAACUGAAGAAGAUUCACCUAAAAGAAAAAAAUUAGAAUAAACUUAGCUUAUUAAAAUUCAGAACCAAGCUAGAAAAAGAAAAGACUCCAUAAGCAGUAGUGUAUCUCUUCUAGCUUAAAAAACUAAUUACUAUAAUUAAAUGAAAGCUAAAGCCGAAAUAGAAAAGAAGAAAAGAGAAUUCUAUGCUUUAAACCCAAUUAUUCAUAAAGAUCUUAGAUCAUAACACCUUAAUGAUAUGAUGAGUGAUUUUUUCAGUUCAGACUCAUAAUAAUAACAUGAAGCAGCAGAAUAAAAAGAUUCAUAGAGAAGAAGAAGUUUAUCAAAACGAAAACUAUGA
Messenger RNA from Stylonychia lemnae, 1725 nucleotides. NCBI's taxonomy places the organism in Eukaryota, Ciliophora, Spirotrichea, Sporadotrichida, Oxytrichidae. The record is from the annotation of a GenBank genome assembly.